UCAUUCCAUCAAACUUCAAAUGUUUUGGAGAUAUGACGAGGCGAGANACCGUGUCCUUCAAAGAUCUCAUUCCAUCAAACUUCAAAUGUUUUGGAGAUAUGACGAGGCGAGAGAAGGAAAUUGCAUUGCGGUUGAUGAUAGAUAAGAAGGUCAUCGCCACUACCCGACUGGUUCCUCCAGGGAAGUUGAACAUGAGCAACCUCCUCGACAUCAUGCAACGGGAAAGAUACAUGAUGCGUCUGUUCAACUACAUCGUCUUCAAAUCGGAAAACAAAGAGGGGAAAGAAUGGAAGGGCGGGAACUUUAUCGACUACGAAGGGUUGGAGAAAAGGUUCGGUGUGAAGGCAGCCGAAUGGGAUGAGGAGAGGGAUAGAAUCCCUUUGGAAUAUGUCAGGAGGGUUCCUAAAAGACUCGGCGGAGAGCAAGAGGAAAAAGGCCAGAAAGGAGCUGGCCUGAAGGCCACUGUGGCGUUGUAUAGGGACGCACCUUUCCACUUCAAGUACUUCGUGUACCAUGCGAUUGGGAGAGUGGACUUGCUGACAGCAGAGUUGCGGCGGUUGAAGAACGCUGCCCUUAAUCUUAGCUGGGAGAAGAAACAGCGACGGUCGACAUUGCUACCRGUCAACAUGCAACCGAAGGAGUUGCUGCCUGCAGGCGACGAAAUUGUGACUGCGGCCACGAACUUGAAUUGCAAGGCGGCCAUCCUGGAUCUCGCCAACCYKAAGGACUGCYUUSUAUGGACGCCAACCGAUUUCGAUGCUCUGCGCAAAAUGAUGACGAAAUUGUGCGAGGUGCUACUCGGGACUUGGAAGCGUUAUCUCGCGUUCGGAACGGCUGUCAGCAAGUAUGGAAACUGGCAAGUCGAUUAUAAGGACACGAUGGCGGUCGUCCUGCAUGCUGAGGGGGGCGACCUCACGAAGGUAACGAGGGCUCCUAAAUCGGAGGCAGAGAUAGUGGAGUUGAACGUUGAUGAGGAGCAAUUCAAGAGAUGCACAGCAAAGCACGGUGGUGAGGAAGGAAACGAACGAGAGGUGUAUGGGCGGUGGGAACGACAUUCUAAACGGUUGCAGAAGUUGUGCAGUUCGUUUCUACACGAGGACCAGGGGGUGAUUCUUAUUGGAAAGUCGCAUGUCGGACUUGUGUGGGAGCUCCUGCGCGCUGGCCAUCAUGUUUUUGCAUGCGACUCGUCGUCAAAAGACAUUUCAUACUUGACGAAGGUCAUCGAAAUUCUCGGGAAGGAUGCGAGAAACGAAUGCACCGUUGAGAGACAGAAGACUGCGCAUCGUCCUGACAGGGACAUGUACCACAAGCUGGGCAAGAAGAGAAACAAGAUGUGGGAAUAUUUGUUUCAAGGCCAACCCAAGACGCCAUUCGAGCAUGACUACAUAGUUCGCAAAGCGAUGGCACAGGAAGCGUAUAGUGGCUACCAUAAAGCGCAAGUGGGGUCGUUUGCGAUGUUAGCAGCAAGAAGCGAACGAAUGAAGUUCGGAGGAAAUCAGUCAAUGCUGACGUACGAUGGAUACAGCAAGAUUGCCAAAGCAUAUGAUGAGUGGAAUCCGAUCAAGAGCGAUGAGGAGACUGAAACCUCAGACCUCGAAAUCGAGGAGCGAGUGAAACGUAUGCGAGAGGGAAUGGAAAGCGUGUGUGCAUGCAACGCGCCAAGCCUCCAGGAAGAAGAAGUUCGCACGAAAUCGGCGGGUGCGAGCAGUCCAACGCGUGACGUGACCGACAGGGCGAGUUCCAUUGAACACAUGCAAACGGAUUCGCUUACGCCAAUUCAAGCACUUGAGAAUGUACUGAUUCAUGACAAUCGUCAAGGGUUCCGGGAAAAGGCUCAAUCUCGAGGAAACCCGGUCAACAAAAUGUGGCCAGACGAUGACGAGGAUGACUUUGCGGUUCCAAAUGCCCUCCCGAAGCUGAUGCCCGGUAAUGAUAUCCCUGAUAGCAUUGCGCAGGCCAGUGAACAGCCGUACUUCGUUCCAGACAAGGUGCCAGAAACGACGUCUGACAAGUGGGGGGAUCACAUUUUGUGGCAUAUGGACCUAUUCGAGCCAUGCAUUGUACAGGGGAAGUGGAUGAUGGCAGUCCAUCUAACAAAAGGAUGGAAAGUCAGAGCCAGACUGGAUGGAGCCUCGUGGCUGAAAUUGGCGAAGAGCGAAAUCAUAUUUCGUGUUAGGAAAGAAAAUGACGGAGCGGAUGAAGCAGCUAUUGAGGAAAAGGCUCGAUUGCUAUUCGAAUCACAAACGACAACGGAGGAUAAUCGGAGGUGCAAAAAAGGAUGGACCGUCCACCUAGCAACAACGAAUUUGACGGAGAGAGAGAUGGAGGCGCUCACGCGGUUACGAGUGAAACUUGGGAAUAGCCACGUCAUAGCAAGUUCGUUCAACGAAGACAGAAAAGAAGAAUUAACGAUGACAGUUAACGAUUUUAGCUUGCUAAUGGUGGAAAAGAAGUGGUUGAACUCGCAGAUAGUAAAUUUUUAUCUUAACCUUAUCCGACCGGACAAUGAGUGUCGUGUGAAGCACGUUAAUUGCGACUCGAAGAGCGAAAACGUGGUUGGAACUGGGAAGGGGCGCAUUCCUACAAUAGUUGUGCUAAGCUCAUUUUUUUUUUCGAAACUAUUUGAUAGCGAUAUGAAGUUCCAGUACGAAAAGGUUAAAAUGUGGUUCACAGAGAUCGUGAUCAGCGACAUGGAUUUGAUCAUUGCACCUUUCCACGUCGCGCACAACCAGCAUUGGACACUCGUAGUGGCAGACCUACGGCGUAGGAAAAAAGAGUACCACGAUUCGCGGACGGCGGAUCGUGAACUCGCAGCGAAGGUGACAGGGGGGUUUGCAAGAUUUCUGUACAUGAGGUCGGUCGAACAAGGCAAAGAAAUCGACACUGCUGACUUCAACCAUAUAUGGGAAGUGGAAGGCAUUCCGAAGCAGCGCGACUUCAACGAGUGCGGUGUCUUUAUGCUGACAUAUGCAUCACUAUUGGCGAGAGGGUUUCUUCCACCUUUCAGGUUCACAUCAGAUGACACGAAGAAAAUACGAUGCCAGAUAGCUUUCGACGUAGCUGUUGUGGAGUAGACGAAUUUGUUCCUUUUACAUUAUAGAUGUUCAAACAAAUGUGAAACGACCAU
Molecule: messenger RNA, 3127 nt
Organism: Chara braunii
Lineage: Eukaryota; Viridiplantae; Streptophyta; Charophyceae; Charales; Characeae
Source: the annotation of a GenBank genome assembly